AUGGCAUUGAGUUCAACCCAAUCUGACAAACUUGCCAAUGGCUUUGUCCGUUGUAUGCGUCGCGUGUACAACCCGCUGGGUUUCUCCAAAGGAUACAAUGCCGUCCUUGCAUUCCUUGCACUUGGGUACCUCUUGGGUUUCACCCUCGCCAGAUUGCAAUACCUGUCAUUCAACGGGGUAUUCUGCAAUCCAAACUCCUCCGGCGGUACUGGAGCCGCUCCUGGAGAAUGCUACUACUGGCUGCAAGUACCCUUCAAGAUCGGUGGGUCGACUGUUCAGCGCUUCGUCCGAAUCAAUACUGACAAUCAGAAAGGCAUGAAGCUUCAUUUGUACACCAUCUUACCGGCUUCACUGCUCGUCAUCCUCCAGUUCAUUCCUGUGAUUCGACACAAGAUCAUCUUGUUCCACCGCAUGAACGGCUAUGCUAUAGUCAUACUUUCACUUGUUAGCAAUGCUGGAACGAUCAUAAUCACCAAACACGCUUUCGGAGGUGACUUUGCGACACAGACCUGGACCGGAGCUAUGGUGAUACUCACCACUGUAGGAUACAUCAUGGCCUGGGUCAACAUCAAGUUACUUCAGAUCGACCAACACCGAGCUUGGAUGUUGCGAGUAUGGGCAUGGGUGGGGCGACCAUUUUGCUCUGCGGUGUACAAUGUACUGAUAUCGUGCAGNUUCUCGACCAUCAUCACAAUCCGAAUCAUCAUGAUCAUCUCGGCACAGAUCAUUAGCAUGAGCAGAAAUUGUCUCUUCCAGNNGUACACUGUUCGAACGUGUGCUCAGGUUGCAUUCGCUUUAGGACAGAACGACACCCUUGUCGCUUAUCCACAAUGCAUCGACUACUUCAAUGGCAAUGCACCAAACCUUCCAGUCAUUGUCACUGCCGACUUUGCGAGCGACAAUUCCAUGGAGCUUUCUGCCGCACUCGGAAUUCCUUUCGGAGCAGCGGGGUGGCUUGCCUUAUUAUUGCACACUUUCGCUAUCGAGACAUACCUCGAGAGAGGUAUGUCCAGGCCUGGAUACGCGGGAUUGGUUCCUGAGAGAUUCGGAGACGCAGAGCCAUUCCAGCCCGCCUCGCGCAAGGAAGAAAUGGCUAAGGAAGUGGCUGGUCACAUGUCCGCAGAUUCGAACAGUGAUAUACUCGGCGUUGAGCGAGCAUGGGUCAAGUAG
Molecule: messenger RNA, 1170 nt
Organism: Aureobasidium musti
Lineage: Eukaryota; Fungi; Ascomycota; Dothideomycetes; Dothideales; Saccotheciaceae
Source: the annotation of a GenBank genome assembly